AUGUUCAUCCCCUUCAUGCACCCAAUCUUGUUUCCCGGUGCCACCAGCGACAGGUCCUCAUCUGCCACGUCAGGGAACACAGAUCAGUCCUCCGUUCUGGAUACUGAUAUCAGCUCUCGCGAUGCCUUCGAUUCUACCUUUGCUGAUGACGCUCGGGGCAUGAGGGAGAACCUGACCCCCGCGGUCAUCGGCGUACUCGUCGGUGUCAUCAUCUUCAUCGUCAUCCUGAUCACCUGUUGCUGCUUCUGUUGCUGUACUAUGGGCAAGCGCAAGCAACGACGGAAAGCAGCCGCCGCCGCCGCCGCCGCCGCCAGCCCCCGCCUUGGCCAAACAUCCACAGCCACAUCUACAAUCAACCCCACGACGCAACCGAUGACGAGCGGCCAAGGGAACUGGACGAGCGGCCGCGGACGCGGGAACGGGUUCAAUCUUGGCAAUGGGACAAUGGGUUACAAGUCUGGCGAGCAGCCGCCUCCGGCUUAUUCGCAGUAUGACAAAAACACCACCAACAACAACAACGCACAGUGGUCUGGCGUAACCAGUCCUUCGCCGGCAUAUUUUUCUAGGAGUGGACGUCCAGCGGAACCUUAG
This is a messenger RNA of Thyridium curvatum, 591 nucleotides long. RefSeq lists its product as uncharacterized. The record is from RefSeq and is a predicted model, not a curated record. Bases 1 to 591 code for a protein of 196 amino acids. NCBI's taxonomy places the organism in Eukaryota, Fungi, Ascomycota, Sordariomycetes, Thyridiales, Thyridiaceae. The transcript has a single exon.